GGCUGGAGACCUCAGUCAGCUCCUCCCUGCCUCUGGCUUCCCCUCCACCUCCCCUUGCCUGGCUCAGCAAGAGCCCCUCUGGGGACACUUGGCCUUUCUUGUGACUAGGGUAAAUAUUACCUGACACUGUUAAUAUUUAAUGCCCCCCACCUCUGCCCUGGCCGCCCCACGGCAGACACUAUCCCGGUAGUAGAGGCCACAGGAAGACCGUCGUGGAGAAACCCCGAUGGCUGGGGAAAUGAUAGAGCUGUCAACUAACAAUGGUGGCAGUGCCAAGGGGACAGAGAAUCCCUUCGAGUAUGACUAUGAAACCGUCCGCAAAGGAGGCCUGAUCUUCGCGGGCCUGGCCUUCGUCGUUGGACUCCUCAUCCUCCUCAGCAAAAAGUUCCGUUGUGGGGGCAGUAAAAAGCAUAGGCAAGUCAAUGAAGAUGAACUGUGACAGAAGAGCCGGCAGUGCCCACUGGGGCAUGGGCACCAGAGAUACCCAUCUUCCCCAACUGCGCACCACGGAUCCCACCAGUGUCAGCACGGGCUGAAGGAAGUGCCAGGCCUACUGGGAACCCCCUCAUGGUCAUCCCCUCAUGCCUCCAGAUGUUUAACUUCCUCUCUCCCUCCUCCAACUUCUCUAACACCCCAUUUCCUAUUCCAAGUUGGGAUACAUGUGCAGCCUCAUCUUCCUGGUUUUCAAAUGAAUUGCUCUGUAAGCAUCUGCCAAUGAA
This is a messenger RNA of Mastomys coucha (southern multimammate mouse), 719 nucleotides long. RefSeq names its product FXYD domain containing ion transport regulator 2 (gene Fxyd2). Gene Ontology annotation, molecular function: sodium channel regulator activity. Gene Ontology annotation, cellular component: membrane. Gene Ontology annotation, biological process: regulation of sodium ion transmembrane transporter activity; monoatomic ion transport. Lineage: Eukaryota; Metazoa; Chordata; Mammalia; Rodentia; Muridae. The transcript is spliced from 6 exons. Bases 227 to 439 code for a protein of 70 amino acids. The record is from RefSeq and is a predicted model, not a curated record.